CAGUCCAUUUCAAUCGAUCACAAAUUGUAGUCGCAAGUCACCGUACGAUUUGGCAUACGGUCUCAGCUAAACAUGUUGAUUCAAGAGUCUUUUCACGAUGUGCCAACCAAGGCAGAUGGGAAUGGAACCAUGCGUAUCUAUGUAUUCCAUCCCACGAUCCCCGGGUAUCCAAAGGCCCGAUUCCCGGGCGUAGUUGUAUUCAGUGAGAUCUACCAAGUGACUGGACCUGUGUCACGGUUUGCUAGGCAGAUCGCUGGCCAAGGAUAUAUUUGCGCUGCUCCCUCUAGCUAUCACGAAUUCACUGGCCCAGAGCCAUUGGAAUACAAUGCCGAGGACACGGAUAAAGGGAACAACUGGAAAGUAAGCAAGAAACUGGCUGCGUACGAUGAGGACGCAUCACUGUGUGUAGACUAUCUCUUGUCACUGCCCACGUGCAAUGGCCGUGUGGGCGCGACGGGUAUGUGUCUUGGUGGCCAUCUUGCGUACCGCUGUGCGUUAGAUAGUCGAGUUAGGGCGGCAAUCUUCGGCAAAAACGAUAACCAUGUCCCACCGGAAGGAAGAGACCUGAUUCGCAAAACACUUCAUGACAAGGGGGUCUUGUUUAGCUUUUACGAGGUGGCCUGGGCUCAACACGCAUUUAUUCGUGAUGAACUCAGCAAGGGACGAUAUGACCCCGCCAUCACCAAGGUUUGUUUUGAGAUGCUACUCGAGCUAUUUGGACGUACCCUGAAACUGGAUCUGGGUGAGCACGAUGGUAAGGAAUUGGAGAUCGAGGAUGUAUGCUAA
Molecule: messenger RNA, 786 nt
Organism: Aspergillus nomiae NRRL 13137
Lineage: Eukaryota; Fungi; Ascomycota; Eurotiomycetes; Eurotiales; Aspergillaceae
Product: dienelactone hydrolase family protein
Exons: 6
Coding region: 73-786 (237 amino acids)
Molecular function (GO): hydrolase activity
Source: RefSeq, a predicted model, not a curated record